CGCUCUUCGUUAGUGAAUGGCAGCAGAUGGUGUGAUUGACAGGGUGCCCUCUUGGAGUUCCCGCCUCCUCCCGGCAGAGCUUAGCCAGGAGCGCUGUCCACAUGAAGAGAGGUACUGAACGCGGCUGCAGACACUGAAUCGCUGAGCAGCAGCAGCCAUAGCCGCGGGGCACAACCAGUCAGAGGAGCAACUGGGAGAAGAACAAUAGCACUGACCGUGGACACCUUCAGCAGCUCCGUUUAGAUCAGAGGAACCGACCACUGACUCCUUAACUGCAGCCCUACAAAGCAAACUAUCCCCUCCUGGUAUCAAGGCGUUUAUCUUGCUCUGGAGAAAACUUCCCAAAACACCGGGGACAUCAGAAGCUCUUCCCUCUCACGUGUCCACUGCUUUAUCUUUUCCCAUACACUGGACUGUGUCCCAACAGAAAGCAAUAUCACUUUAUCGCUAAUUCUCUUCUCUCUCCCCGGCUCUGAACUUUUGCCUAUACAGUCAUCUUUCCUGGAAUAUACACAUAUAAUAUAUCUAUAGUUAAAUAUACAAGCUGCGGGACAAUCAAUAUUUCCGUUGGAAUAUUCAGUCUUCUCCUGGGCAGUAAAACUCCACGUGUAGGCUCCUAUAUAACAGUAAAACUGCUGAAACUCUUGCUUUUUUUGUUCUUAUAUUUUAUGGAUCAUCUGGGACCAUCAGUUUCUACGCCAUGAUUCAGCGCGUCCUGGGUGUCCCUUAUCCAAAAAAUAUUGUUCGUGGAUUAUAUAAUUUUUUGGAAAAAAUCAGAGCCUGAAAAAUAAUAUUUAUCCCAGUGUGUCUAGCCAUCCAGCUUUCUCUCUCUCUCCCUAUAUAUAGGGACACUGAAUUUAAAUGAAAUGACUGUAGGAGUUGGGUUUGCGCGAUUGUCGCUAGUAGGAUGCGCUGGCAGCCGCUGAUCUCCAGUACCCUUUCCUAAGCCACUGUCCAAAACAGCAAGCAACUCCCCCAACCCAGGGUACUGGUCUGGAGCACGUGUUCUGCAGUCGCAGCAUUUUGGGCUGAGCAAGGAGCAGCACUAGGAAUCUGGAUUCCCUGCCCCUUGGGACUGGAUGUGGGUACUGUCGGGUGCAAAGGAUCCCUUAAUCCAUCUCAUGUAAAGCCUAGAAGCGCGCCAGUGCAAUAGGGAGAUUGUCUCAGUGCGACACGGGCUUCCAGCUGGGAAUCGCUGCGAUGGAAAUACACUGUAAGCACGACCCGUUUGCAGCAAUGCAUAGACACGGAGGAGUGAAUCAGCUAGGUGGGGUUUUUGUAAAUGGGCGGCCCCUUCCUGAUGUAGUCCGGCAGAGAAUUGUGGAACUGGCCCAUCAAGGAGUAAGGCCGUGUGAUAUCUCUCGGCAACUACGGGUUAGUCACGGAUGUGUCAGCAAAAUUCUUGGCAGGUACUAUGAAACUGGAAGUAUAAAGCCUGGUGUGAUUGGAGGAUCAAAGCCAAAGGUUGCAACACCCAAAGUUGUAGACAAAAUUGCUGACUACAAGCGUCAAAAUCCCACCAUGUUUGCAUGGGAGAUUAGGGACAGAUUAUUAGCAGAAGGGGUGUGUGACAAUGAGACUGUUCCCAGCGUCAGCUCCAUAAACAGAAUCAUCCGAACUAAGGUUCAACAGCCAACAAAUCAGCAAGUCCCUCCAUCCAAUCACAGCAUAGUGUCCACUGGACCAGUGACUCAGGUCUCUUCAGUAAACACUGAUUCAGCCGGAUCAUCUUAUUCUAUCAGUGGAAUUCUGGGUAUUACAUCAUCAAAUGUAGAGACUAACAAGCGCAAAAGAGAUGAAGGAAUUCAAGAAUCUCCUUUACCAAAUGGUCAUUCACUUCCAGGAAGAGAUUUCCUAAGAAAACAGAUGAGAGGGGACGUCUUUACUCAGCAACAGUUGGAAGUAUUAGAUCGAGUGUUUGAAAGACAACAUUACACUGAUAUCUUUACUACUACUGAGCCUAUCAAGCCUGAGCAGCAGGUUCGUUGGCUACCACGUUUGGAUCAGGUUGAGUUUUCGGGCGGCUCGGCAGCUCAGUGGCGCGAUUUUCGACUUGCUCUUCAUCAUGAGCCCCACAGCCGAACCUCGACAGAAUACUCAGCCAUGGCAUCGCUAACAGGGGGUUUGGAUGAAAUGAAAUCUAGUCUAACAAGUCCAUCUUCCGCGGACAUAGGUGGAACUGUUCCCGGACCUCAGUCGUAUCCUCUUGUAACAGGUCGGGAUUUGGCGAGCACCACUCUCCCUGGGUAUCCUCCACAUGUCCCCCCUGCUGGACAGGGCAGCUAUUCUGCUCCGACACUGACAGGAAUGGUGCCUGGAAGUGAUUUCUCUGGAAGCCCAUAUAGCCAUCCACAGUAUUCAUCAUACAAUGACUCCUGGAGAUUCCCUAAUCCUGGCUUGUUAGGCUCUCCAUAUUAUUACAGUACAGCAAGGGGAGGAGCCCCACCUGCCACAGCAGCUGCCUAUGAUCGCCACUGACAGAAUCCAAUGACCCAAGCACUUACCAUAACUUGUUGAAAUUGUACUAAAGACUUCACUUUCUCCAGUGUGUCAAAAAGAAAAAAAGAGAUUUACUCUUACAGAUCCACAGGAUAUUUAUCUUCAGCUAUCACGUCAGAGCUCAACCAAGAUCCAUUUUCCUAAGGGCAUUUUGUACCCUGACUUUCCAAAAUGCUCAUUAUCUAUCUACCUUAUAUGUGUAGCAUCUUGAUUAACUGAAAGAAUCUUGAUCUAUGCUCUACAUGGACAUACUAAAAUGAAUAACCUGCAUUGUCGAAAUUCAGUUCCUUGGUCAAGAAAUCAAAUAUAAAAGUGUAAUGUAAAUAAUGUGCUUCUUUGUGUAACUUACUGUAUAAGAGUGGCUUUGCAUAAACAGCAACAUGGUACAGAUUUGUAACUUAAAAUGCUUAAAGCAAUUUUUAUUUUUAUUUUAUCUUUUAUAUAAUGCUGCACUGAUUCAAGGGAUUCAGUAAGCUUUAACCAACAUAAAACCAGGUUAACAUCUGCGGCUAAAUUUGGGGCUGAUAUCAUUACUGAUUAAAAAAAAAAAACUCACCUAAAUGAUUUCCAAACUAUCUAGUUUUAAAAUAAGAAGUUUUCCAUAUAGAUUAGUUGUUGGUUUCACUGCGUAAUAUAUAUUUUAUUCCUUACUAAUAUGUUGAUGCAUAAUGUUUAUAAUUAUGUUUUCCCCUACAAAUCAUUGAGUAAAAAUCAUGUUUACAACAUCAAAUCAAAAUAUAAAUAUAUGUGAAAAAAUAAUUUUGUAAAAAAAAGAGGUUUUGCUAGUUUCUCUUUACAAAGGAGGUUUGGGAAUCUAUAAGAAUAGUGUCAAUUAAGACGAUCAUUAUUUUAUGCUUUAGAACAUCUCUAAAUCAAGUUAACUUAUAGCAUGCAAGAAAAGUGGUGAAUGAUAUAUAGUUUUCUUGGUCAAUAAAUACUGCCAAUUUGUUUGUCCUCAAUCUUUAUGUGUAUACCUGCCCACAAUAUGUUGUUAUGGUUGUUAAAAAAUUCUUUAUAAAGCAUUUCUCAGCAAUGUAGUUUUUACAUUUUUAAAUCAUAAUACAUAAUAAUUUGGAGCAGAAUGGUGUAAGUGAACAUUACAAUUCCAAUACUUUAGAACUAUAUUUUUAUGAUGCGCUGAUAUCCUGCCUCUACUACCUGUAAGCCUCCAUUUGGAUUGAAUCUAAGAUAAACUGACCAUCCAGUUAAUCCAGAGUGCAAAGGCAAAUUCCCACAUGAGCAUCUACUGUAUCUGUACCCUCUGAAACCAAGUUCAUUUAAGAAUUUCAAAAUCCUCAAACUUAUAAAAUUAUAUUUAAGGAAGCAAAACAAUCCCUGGCUAGAAUUGGCAACUAAAAUUGCAGCUUACUGUGGUGGGAGUGGGGAAUGUAGCUAUGAAUUAUUCCAAGAUUUGGUUCUCACGAACAGGGAAAAGUAAGGGUUAUAAGUCAAAGAUAAAAUAAUACAUUUUGAGGGUCAUGUUUUAGUCAACUUUUAGGGAGCAGGAAUCCUACCCAUGCCUGUUCUGUAUAAUACAAUGAUGACACAAAAUGAUGGGCAUUUUCAAUUACAGCAAUCAUGUGAAGCCUUUGCUAUAUAAACUAAUAAAAUUAAGAAAUGCAGAUUAGCAGAAUGUAUUCAGAACAUAUAUAAAUUCAGAUCCCAGUGAUGGGUUUCUUCAAUGUAAUGGUGUUUAUUGUAAAAAUCAAAAACCUUGCUUCCAUUGUGAUACAAUCUGUUUGUUCAGUCCAGUUUGCCAACCUUGUGGGGAUAUAUAUUCUUAAUGAAUUGUGUCUGGCACCAUGGGAAAAUCGGGAAUUGAAUUGAGCUUUUCUCAUCAAAUUGAAUCUGGGACAAUAUGCGAUAGGUCAAUAACCAUGCAUGUACAUGUAAGUAUCCAGUGUUUUUAAAAUAUUUAUUUUGGUUUUCUGUAUAAAACUGAAGUAUCCUUUACAGAAAAAUAAAUUGAAGAUAAAUUCUAGAUGUAUUAUGCUUUGGAACAUAUUUACUAGGCUUCUAAAUACAGCCUGGUAAAAUAAGAUUUUGUUGAUGGUUUACAUCCUAGAAACAUUAAGUUUAUUUACUAACAAUAGCACUAAUUGUCUUACACACAUUGUUAUCCUAUUAGAUGAUUUUCCUUGGAAAGCAAAAUCUAUUUUCACAUGUGAUGGCAAAAUAAGGCAAUACUCAAGAGUGAUUUAUGAGUAAAACUCAGUGAUAGAUCAUGACAGUCUUAAGUGUUUACAGAGUGUCACAGAAUAUAAAAUGAUGUGGCACUAGUGUAUGUGUUCCAGUUCUAUACUUAUUUAUCCACACAAGCAAUAAACCAAUCAAAUUAAUUAAAUGCAUUACAUUCAGAAAAAAAUAUUACAAUUGAUCAUAUAAGAAAGCAUGCCCAUACUUUAAUUCGAUCAAUAUCUUUGCCCAUAGUCUUCUAUGGGAUUCAAAAUCUGACCACUUAGUAUUCCACUUAGUAGGGUCUAUAAGGAGUCUCCGAAUCUGUCAAAAACAAAAUCCUGACCAGAUCAAAUAACUUAGAUAUCCUAUGUGAAAACCAGUUUGAUAUUUGCUAAAUCUACCUCUGAGUGGUGGUUUCUUCUAUUAUCAUGUUUUCUAGUCUGGUCUUUAAAACAAUAAGUCCUCAUGGCAAAAAUAGGAAGCAAAUACCUUAAUCUUGUUUAUGCUACAUAGUCACCUAGCAGUAUGACAUAAUAUCUCGGUAUAUGUCAGAUGUUUCAGACUAAAAUUCAUAACAAAUAUAUAUUUGGGAAAAACAGUUGUGUGACUUGUAUGGAGAGAAUUCUUUCAGAACUUUAAAACAACUUUAGGGGGCCUAUUUAUUAAACUUCAAAUGUAUCUGGUUUAGCUAAAACCAGUUGAAUCAUGUAAAAGUCAAUGGCAGAUGUCCCUUUAACAAUCUGUAGAUGUUUCUUGCAUUCAUGAUCUUUGAGGGUUUUGGGCUGGUUUUCUUUCGACAAUCCAAAAAAGCUGAAUUUUUGGAAGAUAACUUGAAAAAGUCACACAACAUUUUCCUGCACCAACUUUUUUGAUCAGAUUUAUUUGUAAAUUAAGGGGAUUCGGGUUUGGGAGUUUGGUCAAAUUUUUUUUAGAAAAGUGACUACCCCCCCAUGUGUGUAACGUAUAUGACAUUUCAGGCAUGGUUAGGAAGAGCCAUUUCUGAAGUCAUGCUUAAACGAAAGAAGUUGUGGACUGCUAAUUCUAUUUUUGAACAGUGCAACAUCUAACUGGUUUCCCUUUGCCUAUACAAUCUCUAAGGUGUUUGGUUUUAAAUAUUAUGAUAUCCCAAUAACAGUUUUAAAUUUUCUAUAUGGUCAAUUUGUAAUGACAUGAGAUAAAUGUGAUGGUAUAUGGUUAAAUGCAUAUUAAUGUGCUAUAAAUACAGGAACCUGUUAAAAGCAAAAGUUACAUUAGCCACUUGUAUUGAUAAGAGUAUACAUCAUGUAGAUCUUAAGAUGAGAAUCUAAGGGGAAAAUAGAAUGAAGAGCACAGUUAAUUCUAAUGGUCAGUAUUUAAGUGCAAUCUUUAUAUUUAAAUGAUGAUGAAAAGCUGUUUGGAAGAAGUUUGUAAUAUCUGAAAAAAAUGGUUUAUGAUUGCCUUCAGUCCACCAUCCUCAAAUGAACUUGUCAUCUUUCAGAUACAUUUACAGCAGCACAGGUUGCUCAACCAACAUCGGGGGGGGGGUUGUCUAACUAAAGAAACCUCUCUUUUACUGUUCCACAGGUACUGAUGUGGCUAUCCAGAAACAUAAACCAUUGGAUAAUUCAACAUUGAUGUUCAAUCCACUUACCUAAUGAGACCUAACCAGGCAAUGGUACUAUACUAACGCAAAGUAAGGUGCAGAUUUAUCCAAAAAUCCAAAGAAAAAUUCAAUCAUCUAUUCAUUCCUAUAUGAUUUUUAGAAGCAAAUUUAUUAAAUAUCUCUAUCUUUCACCCUUUGCCAAAUUCACUUCUAAACAUCCCAUAUGAAUGAAUAGAAAGUGGGUGAAUGUUUCUGUGGUAAACUCUAAUAAAUCUGCCCUUAGCAUUGCUCAAAAUUGGGCUUUGUCUGUUGGUUUUCUAAUAUUUAUUUUCAUUGAUUAUAAUUAUGUUUUAAGUGCUUGUCCCAUUCUAAUAUAUUUAUUUAAUCUAUUAUGAAAUAUUUUCGAAGAGUUCAAACAAUUAUCACUGAGGAUUCUUUUAAAAUGAUUAUAGUACAAUCACUGCCUAUAACAAACAAUUUUAAAACUGUCAUUGUAAACAGAAAUGUUGAAAUAUGUUCCUCUAAGUAUGUCAAUGAAAGUAUGAUCUAAAUCUGUUUUACUGAUUAACUAGCUCUGAUCAACUGUGUUUCCCUUGCUUUAAGUUUAAUAAAUAGAAUGUUUAAUGUAAAUUAGGGGAUUACUGGCAUCUGGUACAAAUGUAUCCUCCUAUCCUUUCGUAAUCACUCUCCAGAGUCCCUUGCUCCAUGCUAAUUGCUAAUUCAACAAAAUGAACAUACCCACUUACAAUUCUGCAGUUACAUUAUAUAUCCCAUGAUGGAGAGAUAUGCAUAACGUAUAUUUUAGAAUUUUGUUAUCAGGAAUUUCAAAACACAAUGCUUCUAUCAAAGCACCAAAAUACACAAAAAAUGUUGUGCAUUAUGCUUAGUACAGAAUAAUUCAUAUACAGGCAUAGGUAUUGAUAUCUCACUGUGCAGAUGUUUAGGGGUUUGCUCUUGCUGUGAAAAACGAUGCCAACUGUUUUGAAUAUGUCACAUCUCCAUUAACAUAAUACCAUAUACCCUUGGUUACUUGACUCUCCUCCCUGCUGUACUCUCUUAAAGGAAUUUUGACACUACUAAUGGGCUAAUACAGUUUUUAAAAAAUGUUGUGACCAUAAUAAUGAUACAGCUGACACCUUGGUAGAAACUAGGGUAAAACAAACAACAGGAUAGCUGGAUAUUGGUCCCUUUGUAUUAAAUUAAUAAAAAAAUUGAAAAUAAUAUAAUAGCUUUUACAUGUUUUCCAACUUUAAAUGUAUAUGAUGUAUAGACUUUUACUGUAACAUUUGGGUGGUAACUGAUACAUUCAGAGGGCUAAAGUGCAAUAGUAGACUAAGCACUGCCGGCAAAAAAAAUAUGGUAGAGGUAUAUAUAUAUAUAUAUAUAUAUAUAUAUAUAUAUAUAUACACAUAUAUACACAUUAUUAAAUGACCAGCAAUGCAACACCUUAGUGUUAAAAAUAUUACAAUGUAAUUAGUUUCACCCACUGAUGGUUAUAUAUAAAAUAAAUACAGAAAUACUUAGAUAAAUGAUUAAAAUCAUCCUGAAACCACACAACUUUACGGUUACAUCAAUACUAGUAAACAAAUAAUUCAAGAUGUCCUAACCAAUUAAUUUAAUAUAAAACAAGUUGCUAUAGGAAAAUGAUCUGUAUAGCAUUAGAAACAUUCUAAAUCCACUGAAUUGAAAUAUUAUUUACACUUUCCAAAGUGGUCUGCAUCAUUCUACAAUUUUCUUUGUUAAUUUAUUGGAAAGAACCAAAACUAUUAUCUAAUAGACCAAGAAACAUAGACAAGAUUAAAGGCUGUGAAAUAAUGUUGUUAUUUUUGAUUAUAGGAUUUUUUAAGGAGUCAUUAUAAAGCUAAGAAUGAGAAGUAUAUGUGUGCUGUUACAUGUUUAGUUUGUAGUUAUUUCUUCAUUCAUUAUUUUUAGUUUUGUCAAAGAUUAUUGGUCACAGUCACAAACUGCCCUUUAGAGACAUAUAAAAUUGGGACAUUCCAAAUUUUAGGAAAUAAACCACAAAAGCUCAAGUUAGAAGGAAAAAAAAGUUAGGUUGUUUACAGUAUUUAAACAUAAAACAUAAACUGGACAGUUUUAAUAGGUGUAACAAUAUAUUAUACUUUUAGCUGUCUGAAUGCAAUUAUUCUAUUUUUAUUGUAUUUCUGAAAAUUGUCAAAUUGGCAAGUUUUUUUUCUUAAAAUAUUUUAUUCAGCCUCAUAUUGAGAUUUAAUGAAGCCUGGUUUUCACAUACUAGUGGCCUUGUAUUAAAAAAAAAAUCAGCCUUUUUAAAAUCUUCUGUCCAAAAAGCAGAAUCUUAUUUAUCUUAGGAGGAGUGCUUUUAUAAAGGGUUAUCUAAUAAAAAGUACAUACAUGAACCAUGUCUGUGUAAUCUGUGAUGGCUGUGUAAGAUAAACAUACUUGUAAUAAAAAAAAAAAAAUGUGAAAAAGCCUUUGAAAAUUGAGAUUAAUUAGUCCCGACUCAAAUACAAGAAGCUUCUAAAGUUGUGUAUGUUUUGUACCUUUUUUUGUAGGAUAAUAUUCAACAAAUAUUGGUGUUUUCUUAGUGCUGUGUGUUGCUUUGUGUGUAAUAUUUGAAUGUAAUUACAGCAGUGCCAGUUUGCCAAAGAUGUUUUACAUUUAUAUUUUUUCCUUUAAUUGCGAUGGCCAGUAAGUACUUCUGUUCAUUUUUUAAUUUAAAUUUAUUUUUUGUAAUGUGUAAAUUUAUUCUAAGUUAAACGGUUGAUUGCAGAUCUUUUUUAGAUUAGCUGAAGAAACAUGCAAUAAGGGUGGCGUAGAUUCAAUAUCUGUAUGUCUUUCCAUUGGAGUGACUGUUAUCCGUGUAUAUUUGAACUUCUGUAAUCUUUAUGUGAGAUAAUUAUUUGUAAAUAUUUACAUAAUUUUAUUGGUUCGGAAAAUAAAAGUAAUUUUUUAAGUUCAAA
Xenopus laevis (African clawed frog) is the source of this 9198-nucleotide messenger RNA. It is a transcript of the gene pax5.S, whose product is annotated as paired box protein Pax-5-like. Gene Ontology annotation, cellular component: nucleus. The coding region runs from base 1201 to 2478 and encodes 425 amino acids. The transcript is spliced from 11 exons. Gene Ontology annotation, molecular function: RNA polymerase II cis-regulatory region sequence-specific DNA binding; DNA-binding transcription factor activity, RNA polymerase II-specific; DNA binding. NCBI's taxonomy places the organism in Eukaryota, Metazoa, Chordata, Amphibia, Anura, Pipidae. The record is from RefSeq and is a predicted model, not a curated record. Gene Ontology annotation, biological process: regulation of transcription by RNA polymerase II; regulation of DNA-templated transcription; DNA-templated transcription.